Molecule: messenger RNA, 1869 nt
Organism: Prunus persica (peach)
Lineage: Eukaryota; Viridiplantae; Streptophyta; Magnoliopsida; Rosales; Rosaceae
Product: receptor-like protein 12
Exons: 4
Coding region: 1-1869 (622 amino acids)
Molecular function (GO): protein binding
Source: RefSeq, a predicted model, not a curated record
AUGGCUUGGUUGUCAUGGAUGUGCCUCCUCUUCAUGCUCUUUAAUACAUGUUCAUCAUUUAACUCUUCCUCUUCUCUGUCUUCAAGGCAUUUAUGCCAUCCUGACGAUAGCUCUACUUUGCUUCAAUUCAAGAACUCCUUCUAUUCUAAUGGGACAAUUUUUUGGGAGAAAGGCAAGGAUUGUUGUGAAUGGAGUGGAGUUACUUGUGGAAAGGUGACUGGUCAUGUGAUCGGUCUCAACCUUGGUCUUAGUGGCCUUCAAGGCAAUAUCCAUUCCAAUAGCAGCUUAUUCUUUCUUCACCAUCUCGAGAGGUUAGACCUCUCGGAUAAUGAUUUCAGAGAAAAACAACAGGUGGUUCCUAUUCCUCGACACUUAACCGAGCUCGAUUUAUUUGAGAACUUACUCAACGGAACAAUACCAUCUUGGUUAGGUAGUUUGCCAUCAUUGGAGGUUCUUAGCGUGGGAAGCAACCAACUCAGCGGUGACAUCAUUGAAUUCCAAUCUAGUCAUUCCUUGACACGACUUGAUUUCAGUGAUAACAAGCUGCACGGCCUGAUUCCAAGAUCAAUCUUUGAACUUGAGAAGGUUACGGCGUUUGAUCUAUCAUCCAAUAACUUGAGUGGCAUUGUAGAGUUUGAAAAUUUUUCAAAACUCCAAAGUCUUUCUUACCUUAAUCUUUCCUCUAACCAUCUAUCCUUGAGUUUCCACCAUUUCAGUAACAACACUUGGCCUCAACUUUCGAUCCUAGCUUUGUUGUCUUGCAACAUAAGUGAGUUCCCAUACUUUCUAAGAGCCUCACCAAACUUGGAGACGUUAGACCUUUCCCACAACAAAAUUCAAGGCAAGGUUCCCAAAUGGUUGUCGGCUGUGGUUAAAGAUUCGUUGAGGCAAUUGGAUCUUUCUUACAACUUUUUCACAGGUGCUUGCUUAGGAGACUUCAGUCAAAGCCUCUCUGUUUUGGAUUUGAGGAAGAAUAAAUUUGAUGGCAUGAUUCCUAUGACAUUUUCUAAGGGAAAUGUUUUGAGAAAUCUUGGCCUUGAUGGAAAUCAAUUGGAAGGACCCUUGCCGCCAUCUUUGCUCACAUGUAGAGAUUUGGAAGUUCUAGACGUGGGAAACAACAAAAUUCAUGACACCUUCCCUAAUUGGCUGGAAUCUCUUCCCAAGUUGCAAGUUCUUAUCUUGAGGUCUAACAAAUUCCAUGGUGCAAUAGGAAAUCCGACAUCUAAGUUUCCAUUCCAAAAAUUGUGCAUCAUGGACCUCUCCCACAAUCUGUUUAACGGUCUUUUGCCAACAAAAUAUUUUGAAAAUUUAGCUGCCAUGAUAAACUCACAAGAACAUGAACUGAAAUAUAUGGGAGAGGGCUACUAUCAUGACACCGUGGUAGUGACAGUUAAAGGCUUCGAAAUUGAAAUGGUUAAGAUCCAAACUUUCUUCACAAGUAUAGAUUUCUCAAACAACAGUUUUAUAGGAGAGAUUUCAAACGUUAUCGGUAAGCUUAAAUCAUUGAAGGGGCUUAACUUUUCAAAUAAUGAGCUUACAAGUACAAUUCCACCCUCAUUUGGCGAAUUGAGCAAUCUUGAAUGGUUAGAUCUCUCUUCAAAUGGACUUGUUGGAUUGUGUGGAUUGCCACUUUCUAAAACAUGUGGUGCACAUCAAUCACCACCAUCGUCAUUCAGACAAGAGGGUGAUUUGGAGCACUGGAAUGGUUUUGAUUGGAAGGUAGUGUUGAUGGGGUAUGCAUCUGGGGUGGUAAUUGGAAUUUCUGUGGCAUAUCUUGUACUCUCUAAUGGACAACCAAAUUGGCUUGUGAAAGUGAUAGGAAGAAAGCAACAUCGUAAAACUGUGAAAAUCACACAACGACGUGCUUGA